Molecule: messenger RNA, 2810 nt
Organism: Pseudogymnoascus verrucosus
Lineage: Eukaryota; Fungi; Ascomycota; Leotiomycetes; Thelebolales; Thelebolaceae
Gene: GLG2
Product: glycogenin glucosyltransferase
Exons: 7
Coding region: 337-2523 (728 amino acids)
Cellular component (GO): cytoplasm
Molecular function (GO): glycosyltransferase activity
Source: RefSeq, a predicted model, not a curated record
CCCAAUUUACGUGGGGGAUAAGGAAAACAGGACCCGCAAUAUUUAUCCAUAAGCUGUUUAUACCACCAGUAAACCACCGCCAGAGUGUAUACAGUACCUCAAGACUACCCGCCCAAGCGUCAUCGAAUCUCCCGCCCGCCAUUCUUGUUGGUGCCCAUUUUGACCAGCUUUUGAUACCUGGGUACGGAGCUUGUGUCUUUGUGUUUUAUUUACACGGCAGGCACGAAUCUGAGGGUAUCUAACAAAGCUGCUUUUCUGUGAUCUUUUAACGGAAGGAGGGACCUACUUACUGGUGUUGCUAUCGUUAAGAGAAGGGAGUCCCGUCUUGUCGCGGCCAUGGCGACUGAAGAUGUGUACGCCACGCUGCUGCUGAAUGACUUGUAUCUGCCAGGUGCUCUUGUGUUGGCCCAUUCGUUACGAGAUGCGGGGACGACGAAGAAACUCGCUGUGCUCGUCACGCUCGACAGCGUCUCUGUGGACGCCAUGGUGGAGUUACAGAGAGUCUACGACCACAUCAUCCCCGUCGACCGCAUGGUGAACCAACAGCCCCAGAACCUCUCCCUGAUGGACCGCGUCGACCUGCACUCGACCUUUACCAAGAUCACGCUCUGGAAACAGCUCCAGUUCCGACGCAUCGUGUAUAUGGACGCGGAUAUGGUGGCGUGGCGCGCCCCGGACGAGCUGUUUGCCGUUGAGGCCGCUUUCUCCGCGGCGCCGGAUAUUGGGUGGCCGGAUAUCUUCAACACCGGGCUGAUGGUGCUUACUCCCAACAUGGGGGAUUACUGGGCGCUGUACGCUAUGGCGCAGCGCGGAAUCUCGUUUGAUGGAGCCGAUCAGGGAUUGCUGAAUAUGCACUUCAAGAAUAGCUUCAAUCGCUUGAGUUUCACGUAUAAUGUCACCCCGAGCGCUCAUUAUCAGUAUAUCCCGGCGUAUAAACACUUCCAGUCGAGUAUAAGCGCGACGCAUUUUAUUGGGAAGGAGAAGCCGUGGACCCAGGGGAGAGAGGCUAGCCAUGGAUCCGGUCCGUUCGAUGAGAUAACCGGAAGGUGGUGGGCGGUAUACGACCGGCAUUACAGAGGCACUAAAUCGCCGACUGUCCAGUACUACGUGAAGGGCGAAUUCCAACCCCCGAACUACAGCCACGUCAACAUCAGCCACGAUCAGAGUGAGAUCAUUUCCCCGGAACCUGUUACGACCCUUGGCCCAGUCCCUGUUGAGGAAUCCUUCCGCGAGACGACCCAGAUAGAAAAUGAAAAGCCGGCUGACCAUGUUGAACCUAUUCCAGAGCCCGCACCAUUCGAUCCGUCGCCCGCGCCUUAUGUCCCAGGACCAGCAUCAUACCCACCGGAGCCCGUGGCGUCUGCACCAGAACAAUUAAUAUCCGGUCAGCUCCCAAUCCCACAUGGAAACCCCCCCGCGGAAUCUGGACCUGGACCGGCGUACUUACCGCCUAGUUCAGCACCGUUGCCAUCUGCCACGCCGCCACAGUUUGCUCAUGAACCAGUAGCUCCUCCGUUUGUUGCGCCGUUCGCGGCAUGGGAUGCGUCAAGGUCUGCACCACCUUCUGGCUCAAAACCGGAGGCUGCGAACUUUCCCGCUACUCAAUACUCCAUGUCUUCCGAUCCUACACCAUACAAGGCCCCGGAGAGGUAUCCGGAUCCUCCCAAAGACAUGUACUACGAAGUACCAAAGACCCCAACAUACCAGAAGCCCGCCCCAAUUUUCCCAUGGGAGACCAAGGACGCUCCCAGGCCCACGAGGGUAUUCGCAGAAGAUGAAGACCUUCAACCAACCAGCCUAGAGCCCACCGACGACGGCGAGGCGACCGACCAAGCCACCUCCCCGGCAUCAACGGUAACAACCAUCCCCUCCGACCCAUGGCACUCAUUCUCUAGCAACUCGCGCAACGCGUGGGACGACAUCCCCGAAAUCGAGCGCUACAUCGGCGCCCUGCAGAAGAACCGCAAGGGCAAUAUUCAAGUGCUCCAAGGCUACGGCUCCGGCAUCAACGAGGAUGGACUACCCGGAUCGGGACGGCGUCGCGCGAGUGUGCGCGUCACCGACUUCCCUACCGAGAUCGAGCGGCCUAGCCUGCCCGUGACGCCGGCGCCGAUCAGGCGGCCCAAGUUCCAAGGCGGAGGCGACGACAAUGGCGACGAGGGCGAGCUGCCCGUCGCGGAGGGGGUCCCCGCACAGACUGAAUGGGAUCCAGCGGCCCAGCUGGAGGCGCUCGCCAGAAGACAAUCGGAGGUUCUAGGGAGGGAGCUCGGGGAAGGGGGUGGGGGGAAGGAGAUUCCGCAGCGGCCGCUGCCGUUUGGCUCCGAGGGCGUAGUGGUGUCGAGUCCGGGGGUGGCGGAUUUGCAGAGACGUCCGUCGAAUCCAGUGAGGGGGAGCUUGGGGGCGUUUGAGGAGCCGAGUUAUGGCGGGCCGGGGGCGCUGUGGGAGAAGGAUGAGGGACCGGUGGUGGCGCGGGGGACGCAUUUGCCGCCUAGUGAGGCGGAACAGGAUGCGUUGGCGUCGUGAGGGGGGGUGAGUUGACUCAGACAGAUAUGGAUGAUUUUUCUUGAGGAGGGAAUGUAUAUUAGCUUUCAUCCCCUGCUCGGUGGGGCGGGGUGACCCGGGAGGGGGGUUAUAUUUCUCAUUUUUGCACCGCAUUGUUUGCGUGGCAUUUUCUUGCUUACGUCUGGGAUGGGCGCGCUUUGAUCUUGGGCGUUUAGGAAAAUCUCGAGGGAAGUUCUUCGGUGCUGUGGUGGGUGAAUGGCGGAUGGGUGUGUGGUGUAGGGUAGUUUAAUCUAUCUAUCUCUACGUGC